Molecule: messenger RNA, 2290 nt
Organism: Paramacrobiotus metropolitanus
Lineage: Eukaryota; Metazoa; Tardigrada; Eutardigrada; Parachela; Macrobiotidae
Product: maltase 2-like
Biological process (GO): carbohydrate metabolic process
Source: RefSeq, a predicted model, not a curated record
AUUCCCACGUUCAUACUGUGUUUAUAGCUGGCAAGUGAAACAGUUUAAUAAUCUUCAUUUUAUCAUGGAAAAAGACAAGGAAGCGCAGAUGCACAGUAGUGCUAGCACAUCGGAAAUCUUGAUAAUUAAAUCAACAACAGGAAAGACCGCUGAGCCGAAAAGCGGGAAGGCGGGGAAGAUCGGUGUAGCUGUGGUAGCGGUAAUUUUGUUGGCGUUGUUGGUGGCUACGCUGGUGUACUACAAUAUCCAACCGGCCCGGAAGGAGCUGCAGUGGUAUCAUGAGACGGUCAUUUAUCAGAUUUAUCCGCGCAGUUUCAAGGAUUCGGAUGGGGAUGGAGUUGGCGACAUACCCGGUAUAACGGAAAAACUGGGUUAUCUGCAACAAUUGGGAAUAACAACAAUAUGGCUGAGUCCAAUCUUCCGUUCGCCGAUGCGAGACUUUGGCUACGAUAUCGCCAACUACACCGAAAUCGAGCCAUUGUUCGGCAAUAUGACUGACUUUGAGGAAAUGCUGAGAAAAGCUAACGAAAGGGGUAUCAGAAUAAUUCUGGAUUUUGUUCCCAACCAUACAAGCGACGAAUCAGAGUGGUUCAAGCGGAGUGUUGCGGGUGAUGAAUACUACCGAAAUUUCUAUACGUGGCAUCCUGGCCACUCCAAACGCCGAACCAAUAUAACGCUGUACAGUGCAGCAUUGCAAGCCAAUGUCACGAAGGAAAUUCCGGAUGUGCCCAAUAAUUGGAUGAGUGUUUUUGGCGGAUCAGCGUGGACAUGGAACGAUACGCGGCAGGAGUAUUACUUGCACCAGUUCCUGGAAUCCAUGCCGGAUUUGAAUUGGUACAACGAGAACGUGACGAAAGCGAUGGACGACGUCAUGACCUUUUGGCUAGACAAGGGUGUUAGCGGUUUCCGCGUUGACGCUCUGCCCCACAUGUUCGAAGUUCCCAUCGCUGACAUGGAAGAUGCCGAUGAAACGGACAUUAAUCCCUUCGAAAUUGGCAGUGGAUUGACACCGUUGGAUUAUGAAUACUGGUCUCAUCCGUACACGAAGAAUUACAAUAAGACGAUUGAAUAUACAAAAAUUUGGAUCCAAAUGAAAGACUAUUCCGAAUCACAUAAUACGGAACCCAAGUUUCUGAUUUUCGAAGUUGUGGAUAAAGACAUCCGGAAGAUCGUUCAGUAUUUUCCGGAUGAUCCCUUUGGCACGGCAGCCCAGCCGUUUUACUUCGGUUUGGUGUUGAGCCUUAACGAUAAGAGUACCGGAUCCGACAUUCAACGGGUUGUCGAGACGCAAAUGCAUAAUGUUCCGGAGAGUGGCUGGUACAGUUGGGUGAUUGGCAAUCAUGAUCAGAAGCGCGCCACCAACCGGCUAGGCAACGCGCAGUUGAUCGACGGGAUGAACAUGAUUAAUCUGCUUCUUCCGGGCACGCCCACCACGUACUACGGGGAAGAGAUCGGGAUGCAGAAUACCAUUAUCGAGCGCGCCGACCAGAUUCGAGAUCCUUUUGCUUUGAAUUAUGCUUACGAAGGAUUGGAGGGUAUGCUAAAGAAGACACGUGACUGGAGCCGCGCACCUAUGCAGUGGGAUAAUAGCACCAGUGCCGGCUUUUCAACGAAUGCCACAACGUGGCUCCCCAUCAACCCUGACUACGCAUUCCACAUUAACGUCGAGCAUCAAACCUCGCAGACGGUCAACCACACCCACUACCACCUGUACCGCGAUCUGCUGCGCAUCCGCAAGACCGCGCCCUUCCGACAGGGUUUCAUGCGCUUCGGACCGGUGACAGACGAUCUGUUCUCCUUCGUCCGGGAACUGGGCGAUGUGCACUACCUGGUGGCCGUCGAUCUGCGCCGUAACACCAGCCUGCCCAUCGUCACCUACGACUUCUCCCAGCUGCGCAUGGAGGGCACGGCGAAAGUGGUCUGCGGCAGUGCCCAUAUUUACGGGGAGCCGCAGCCCCUGGGGCAGCUGGAGGCGGAGCAGGAUGUGGAUUUGAAGGCGGUACCGUUUAAGCCCUCCGCGGCGGUUGUUAUCCGGGUGUCGCAUACGCAUUAAAGAGAAAUGGUGGGAAACGUUGUAUGCAGCACGUUGGUCAGUCUUUCGAAUGAUUAUUCGCGAGAGUGUAGUUUUACUGCGGUUCCUCCUGCGGUAAAUGCCAGUUAUGUAUUCUGAAUUUUUUGUUGGGUGAACAGAAUUUUCUGAGAAUCAAACUAUUUACUCUGCCGUAUUUUUUAUGCAAAAAGCCGAACAUGUUUUCGCUGUUUGUGUAUAUAGUGAAUUUAGCAAACGGAA